AUGUCAGAGCUGGUGCCUGAGCCCAGGCCUAAGCCGGCAGUGCCCAUGAAGCCCGUCAGCAUCAACUCCAACCUCCUGGGCUACAUAGGCAUCGACACCAUCAUCGAGCAGAUGCGCAAGAAGACCAUGAAGACCGGCUUUGACUUCAACAUCAUGGUCGUUGGCCAGAGUGGGCUGGGCAAGUCAACGCUGGUCAACACGCUCUUCAAGUGCCAGGUGAGCCGGAAGGCCUCCAGCUGGAACCGGGAGGAGAAGAUCCCCAAGACGGUGGAGAUCAAAGCUAUCGGGCAUGUGAUUGAGGAAGGUGGCGUCAAAAUGAAGCUGACGGUCAUUGACACUCCGGGCUUUGGAGACCAGAUCAACAAUGAAAACUGCUGGGAGCCCAUCGAGAAGUACAUCAAUGAGCAGUACGAGAAGUUCCUGAAGGAGGAGGUGAAUAUCGCCAGGAAGAAACGCAUCCCUGACACUCGGAUCCACUGCUGCCUCUACUUCAUCUCGCCCACAGGACACUCGUACGUGUCAGCCCCUCCCACACUGGGCCUGGCUCCAGGGUGUGUCAUCCAGGCCUAUGCUGGAUUGGAUGAUCAAGGGUCACUCUCAGCCAGGGGCCAGAAUAUAGUCAUGACCCCCGUUCGCAAGGAGCUGGAGGUAAAUGGCAUCGAAUUCUACCCCCAAAAGGAAUUUGAUGAGGAUUUAGAGGACAAGACAGAAAAUGACAAAAUCAGGCAGGAGAGCAUGCCUUUCGCUGUGGUGGGAAGUGACAAGGAGUACCAGGUGAAUGGCAAGAGGGUCCUUGGCAGAAAAACUCCCUGGGGGAUCAUCGAAGUGGAAAACCUCAACCACUGUGAGUUUGCCCUGCUUCGAGACUUUGUCAUCAGGACCCACCUCCAGGACCUCAAGGAAGUGACACACAACAUCCACUAUGAGACUUACAGGGCCAAGAGGCUCAAUGACAAUGGAGGCCUCCCUCCGGGAGAAGGCGUCCUGGGCACUGUGCUUCCACCUGUGCCAGCCACCCCCUGCCCCUCUGCUGAAUGAAGGCCCUUCCAAGCGCCGCCUCUCCCUCCAUUCUCUCAGCUGUUACUGCUGCAGACCAAGCCCCUUUUAGCGCUGUGCUGUCCCGCCCACCUCUGUCCCCGCCUCUCUCAGUCCGGUGGGAGGGGCCAGCUGCCUCUCUCCUUUGGCCAAACCACCCCCCUCCUCCCAGUGGAGUGGAGUUCUUGCUCUCACCCGCCUGCCUGCACUGCCCUGCUCCAUCGUCUCUGUCUGCUGGUCCCAGGUCAUCUGUAGGGAGAGUGAACUCACCCGGAGCUGCUUCUGCCUUUGCAAACCCAAACCAGCUACUUGUAACCAGCUUUCCUGGGGCGGGCAUAGGGGCAGCAUGGCUGCUAUUCAUUCAUCUGCAUGAGCUACUCUUGGCUUCCUUAAAGGCAACUUAAAGUCAGCAACUUUCAUGUUUAUCAGCCUCGUUGAGAUCAGCUGUAUGCACCCCAUGUGGGAUGGGGGCUUGCCUUCAUUGCCUAUCAGGAUGGAUUACUCCAGCUGCUGGGGAGCAGGG
This is a messenger RNA of Dipodomys ordii (Ord's kangaroo rat), 1558 nucleotides long. RefSeq names its product septin 3 (gene Septin3). The coding region runs from base 1 to 1038 and encodes 345 amino acids. NCBI's taxonomy places the organism in Eukaryota, Metazoa, Chordata, Mammalia, Rodentia, Heteromyidae. Gene Ontology annotation, cellular component: septin complex; septin ring; cell division site. Gene Ontology annotation, biological process: cytoskeleton-dependent cytokinesis. The transcript is spliced from 9 exons. The record is from RefSeq and is a predicted model, not a curated record. Gene Ontology annotation, molecular function: GTPase activity; molecular adaptor activity; GTP binding.